AUGUACAAGUUGGCUGUGGCAAUGGCCGUGUUGGCUGCCGUCGCUUUCGCACAAGAGCGCCCCAAGAUCUCCGAGGAUUUUCUCGCCGUCAUUGAUGUCGAGCGCCACGAUCGCGAGGGUCUGGUGUUUGGUCGCGGCUUCCUGGCCAGCGAUGUCGAGGCCCAAAAGGCAGCCGAGCGUUAUGAUCUUGACCUGAACUCCUCCUCUGGCGUUCACCGCGUUCUCCACGUCUUCAUGUUGCAGCGCGCCGAUCUCCACCGCGAGUACCAGAUUGACUCCGAGGACAUGCACGAUUGCCACGAGCGCGAUAUCAGCGAUCGCCUAGAAGCCCCCUUCGCCUGGGUGGAGCAUGCCUCCUACAUUGGCGAGGUUACGCACCGUGGGGUCACCCUCCAGGGCUGGCAGUUGCGCACGGCUGGUGUCCGUCUCCUCCUUGGUGUCAGCCCCAACAACACCAACACACCCGUCAUCUUUGAGCGCGAGUCUGGCUCGGAGCUGACCCGCUACUACUUUGCCGAGUUCAACGCCACUCGCCCCGAGUCAAAGAUCUUUGACGUCCCUGAGGAGUGCCACAAGAGGCUCAACCUUGGCGCCACCCCCCAGCGCCCGGACAUCACCGAGACCUUUACGGCCAUCUUCGACCUUGAGUCCCGCGAUCGCGAGAACAAGGCCAUCUUUGGCGAGGGCUUUAUGGGCCAUGAUCAGGCCGGCCAACGCGCCGUCGAACGCUAUGACCUCCACCCCCGCGAGUACCACAACUUUCAUGUCCUUGCGCUCGAACGCGCUGACAUUCACAAGGAUUAUGAAAUCUCUUCCGAGGACGCUCGCGAUUGCCACGUUCGUGAGCGCCCCGACCCUCUGGAGCCCCUCUUUGCCUGGGUCAAGGACGCCACCUACGCCGGUGUCGUCACCCACCACGAGCUUACGCUCGAUGCCUGGGAGUACCGCGUGGGCGGUGCUCGUGUCAUGCUUGGUGUGGCGGCUGGUGCUCCCAACACCCCUGUCGUCCUGGAGCGUGAGUCUUCUUCUGACUUUGCCCGUUAUUUCUUCACUCAGUUCAACGCGACCAUGCCCCCCAGCUACAUCUUUGAGAUCCCCGAAGAAUGCCAACACAAUGCCUCGACCUUUUAAGCCCACCCGGCGAGGCUAUGCAUGGGCCCAUCUAAGACGCUCGUGUGACUUUGCUUUACAUGCAAUUGAUUUCGUUUGACGUGACGGGUGUCGACAAGGGGUCAACAAAACG
Messenger RNA from Monosiga brevicollis MX1, 1243 nucleotides. RefSeq lists its product as uncharacterized. The transcript has 2 exons. NCBI's taxonomy places the organism in Eukaryota, Choanoflagellata, Craspedida, Salpingoecidae. The record is from RefSeq and is a predicted model, not a curated record. Bases 1 to 1131 code for a protein of 376 amino acids.